Molecule: messenger RNA, 828 nt
Organism: Drosophila eugracilis
Lineage: Eukaryota; Metazoa; Arthropoda; Insecta; Diptera; Drosophilidae
Exons: 3
Coding region: 27-755 (242 amino acids)
Source: RefSeq, a predicted model, not a curated record
UCGAGAUAUUCUGUAAAAUUGCCCGUAUGACUCGAACGGAAAUUUCCACGCCCGGUUGUGGUACUAUUACCAAAUUGGUGGUCAGCAUAGACAGCGGCGAAACCUUUAUAACUUAUUCAGAUGCCACAACACGAUCCUUCUGCUCGAAUCCCACUUGGUUGAACCUCCAAAAUGGUAUGAUGGAGCAAGGCCCAGUAGUUGAGCCAAACUCCCAAAACUAUCAAAAGGAGGUGGCUGCCUUUUUAGAGCGGCAUUUUGGAAGGAAUCCCCAAGUCAAAGCUUCAAUGGCAACUCACCAGAGUCUGGCGUCCAAUAAUUUGAAGUUAUGGAAAAGUAUUGAAGAUUUCCAGAAAAGCGAAUCUACUAUUUGGCAUACUUGGUUGGUGGAGAAGGUUAGAUUUCCGCCAACCCAGUGUGCGGUGAUAAAGGAAUGGAUUGAUCCCUUCACGGAAACUCUGGAGAGUGGCUUUUGCUCCUGGCAUUUGAAGAACUGUAUGGCCUGGCAGCUUAUUACCAGCAAUAGAAAAAAGGAGGCCAAGUGUUUCUGUUUGCGCAUUAAGAAUAUCAUGGACAUUGCCAACAAUCUCGUCGAUCCGGAAGUGGAACAGAAUGGACCUCUGGUUUCCGCAUUGACCGAGCAAGUGUUGAAUGCCACUGAUAUGCUGAAAAAACUGAACAAUCUUCUAGAACGCCAGGAGAAAUGCAAUCGACGGUAUAUACGGCUAUAUAAAGUAGAGGAAAUCGAAAGACUGUGAUUGGAGUGCUGACCCCUUGAUGUCUGCAUAGAUUGUAUUUAUUUUAUUAAAACAUUUCUGUUGUAUUUCCAUA